UUCCAAGAGCUAAUGCUUCAAGCAGUUGUAUAUUAUGCAUUAGAGCUUGUAAAUUAUUCUUACAUCAUAUUUUCCUUUAGUAUACCCUCACUCUCCACUCUCACUUUUUACCAUUAAAAACUGCUCAAAGUAUGGCAGCUUUUCAUAUAUUUGCAGACCAAGGACCCGAUCGGAGAAGCUCAAAUGUUGGACUACGAAUGGGGAAACCCAUCGACGAUCAUGCUCAACGGCACCGUCGCCGUCGAUGAGUCCACCUCUCAUCCCGACCAGAGCCGCCAUAUCUUCGAGCAGUACUCGCAAAGCUUCAAUGAAACCACCGCCUCAUCGUACCUCAACCCCAACGACUUCCUCCACCACUCCCAUAACCCCCACCACCACUACCUUAACAACCCCACCCAAACACAUCCUCAUUUCGCCUCCCUCUACGACCCACGCGCCUACGGCGGGAAUUGUGCCUACCCACCGUCGCCAACGCCGUUGCUCACUCUUGAACCGGAGGGUGGUUCCGGGAACGUUAACUCUCAUGGCCAUGGGCAAAACGGGUACAUGAUCAUGCCAAAGCCUGAGCCCUCAGGUUGUGCCAUUGACUUCACAAACAACCGGAUUGGGUUGAACUUGGGUGGUCGGACGUACUUCUCCUCGGCGGAGGAUGACUUCGUGAACCGACUCUACCGCCGGUCUAGGCCGUUAGAGGCGGCUCUUGUUAGCUCUCCGAGGUGUCAGGCUGAAGGGUGCAAUGCUGAUCUUACCCACGCUAAGCACUAUCACCGCCGGCAUAAAGUCUGUGAAUUUCACUCCAAAGCCUCCACCGUCAUCACCGCCGGGUUGACUCAGCGAUUCUGCCAACAGUGUAGCAGAUUCCAUCUCUUAUCGGAAUUCGAUAAUGGAAAAAGAAGCUGUCGAAAAAGAUUGGCAGAUCACAACCGUCGACGUAGAAAAUCAUCACAAAAUCCAGAUCAUAGCAAGGGGAGUGUCACAGUCUCGGGUGCUCAAAGUUCAUCCUCCGAAAUCAUAUCAAGGUAUCAGUCGGAUUCGAGAGGUUAAUUAAUCUUUGUUGGUGGCACGAUGGUUGUUGUUUCUUCAUGAAGGAAGUUUAUGGGAGAUGACUAGAUGGCUUAGCUAAGUUAUAAAUAACGUCGUUGUAAUUAAUUUUUUUUAGAGUGGUUUCACAACAAAUUAAUUUCCUCGGAUGUUAAUUCUCGAUUAAAUGUAUUGCUAGGCUUAAUUACUUUUAUAUAUAGAAAUUAAUUACUGAUUCUAGUUAUAUUUAGCUGGUUUCUAAAAUGUUAAGUAUUAUAUAAGAAAUGAAAGAAUGUUGCCUA
Lactuca sativa (garden lettuce) is the source of this 1322-nucleotide messenger RNA. RefSeq lists its product as uncharacterized. Gene Ontology annotation, molecular function: DNA binding. The record is from RefSeq and is a predicted model, not a curated record. Gene Ontology annotation, cellular component: nucleus. Lineage: Eukaryota; Viridiplantae; Streptophyta; Magnoliopsida; Asterales; Asteraceae.